GCGCGGUGGGCAGGAAGCGCAGAGCCAGAGCAGCCAGGUGGCCACGAUGCCCCAGCCGCUCCUGCUGCUCCUCCUGCUCCUCCGGCCGCUCUGGGCCGCGCAGGCCUGGAACGCUGUGCCGCUGGACUUGGCCACCGCACGGCCGCUGCGCUCCGUGAGCCCCGCCUUCCUGUCCUUCACCAUCGAUGCCAACCUGGCCACCAACCCGCGCUUCCUCGCCUUUCUGGGUUCUUCCAGGCUUCGGACUUUGGCCAGAGGUUUGGCUCCUGCAUACUUGAGAUUUGGUGGCACCAAGACAGACUUUCUCAUUUUUGACCCUAAGAAAGAACCAACCUUUGAAGAGAGGAGUUGCUGGCAAUCUGAAAUCAAUCAAGAUUUUUGUAAAUCCAGGUCCCUCCCUUUGAAGGUGGCAAAAAGGCUGCACUCGGAGUGGCUUUUCCAGGAGACAUUGCUACUCAGAGAACAAUACCAGAAAAAGUUCAACACAACCACCUACUCAAGAAACUCCGUGGAUAUGCUGUACUCUUUUGCAAAUUGUUCAGGACUGGACCUGAUCUUUGGUCUGAAUGAGUUGCUAAGAACAGCAGAUUCACAGUGGGACAGUUCUAAUGCCCAGUUGCUUCUGGACUACUGCUCUUCCAAGGGGUAUGACAUGUCUUGGGAACUAGGCAAUGAACCUAACAGUUACGAGAAGAAGGCUGGUAUUUUCAUUGAUGGAUGGCAGUUAGGAAAAGAUUUUGUUAAGUUGCAUAAACUUCUACAAAAUUCCACUUUCAAAAAUGCAAAACUCUAUGGUCCUGAUAUUAGUCAGCCUCGAAGAAAGACAGUUAAGAUGCUGCAGAGCUUUCUGCAGGCUGGUGGAGAGGUGAUAGAUUCGGUUACCUGGCACCACUACUAUUUGAAUGGACGCCUUGCUACUAAGGAAGAUUUUCUAAAUCCUGAUGUGCUGGACACUUUCACUGUAUCAGUGAAAAGAAUUUUAAAGGUGGUGGAGAAGACCACACCUGGCAAGAAGGUCUGGCUGGGAGAGACAAGCUCUGCAUACGGAGGUGGGGCUCCCCUGCUGUCCAAUACCUUUGCAGCUGGCUUCAUGUGGCUGGAUAAACUGGGCCUGUCAGCCCAGAUGGGCAUCGACGUGGUAAUGAGACAGGCGCUCUUUGGUGCCGGCAACUACCACUUAGUGGAUCAAAACUUCAGACCUCUACCUGAUUACUGGCUGUCUCUUCUGUUCAAGCAGUUGGUGGGCACCACUGUGUUCAUGGCACGCGUGAAAGGCCCUGACCACGGCAAGCUCCGCGUGUACCUUCACUGCACCAACAGCAACCAUCCAAAGUAUAAAGAAGGAGAUUUGACCCUGUAUGCCUUAAACCUCUGUAACACCACCAAGCGCUUGCAAUUACCCCACCGCUUAUUUAACAAUGAAGUGGAUAAGUACCUUCUAGAACCUUCAGGCCGGGAUGGAUUACUUUCCAAGUCGGUUCAACUCAAUGGUGAAACUCUGAAGAUGGUGGAUGACUAUACCCUGCCAACUUUGACAGAGAAAACUCUUCGCCCAGGAGGCUCACUGGGCUUGCCAGCUUUCUCCUAUGGGUUUUUUGUGAUAAAAAAUGCCAAAGCUAUUGCUUGCUUAUGAACAAAAAAUGCAUACAUAAUUCAAAUUAUUUCAGAUUUUUAUAAUUUGGAUACUUUUCACAGGUGAUAGAGAUUUACCUUAGAAGUCCCUUCUUUCCUUUCAGUAAAAAUUUGAAUCUUGGAAAACCUUUGAGAAAUGGCACAAGAGAGAUGAGGAAAGUUAAUGGAGCAAGGAAUUUCUGGGUUUUGGGUGCACUUUUUUUUUUAGGAAACUUUUGGAAAAGAAUAGAAAAUUAAAUUGAUAUGAUUUUAUUUAAUCAAAGUUACUACAAUAGCUUUUAAAAAGUAGCUAGAAGUAUUUUCCCCAUUUGACUUGGAUUCACAUUGCUUCUAUUUCUUAAAAUGCUUCACUUUGGUUCAUGAUCUUCAAAAUAAAUUUCAAGGUGCAUUGUAUUCUCAAAAAAAAAAAAAAAAAAAGGCAGCAAAACUGGAGCUAUAGAUGGCAAAGAGAUCUGCUACAGAUCCAGUAAGGGGCCCUUCAGAGACACCUUCCAAGCUAGAUACAGCACAGUAGAUGGGUUUAAGCAGAGCAAUGCUGGUGACAGUAGCUAAUAAUACCAUGUGGCAGACACUCUACUUAGCAUUCUGCAUGCACUGUUUUUAAGGAUAUAGAAAAUGUAUACAAAUGCUGUCAGCAUGGCCAGAAAGCAAAUAGGUGGAGGAUACAGUAUUCACUUUUAAGACAUGCUUGCUUGCUUUUCUCUUUAGGAAGUUAGAAACUCGUCAGAUUCUUUCCUUCAUAUGCCAUCUCUGUGGGCUCCUGUGGGGAAAUUUUACAGCCACAAUCAUGAAAUUGGUUGUAAAAGAGAAACUUUCUCCCUGUACCUUAACAAGAGCAAGGUCCAGCUGCUGUUCCUCUCCCCUCCAUCCCGUUCGUCUGUAUCAGCAGUAGUUAGAGAAAGGACAGCUGGUUCCAUGUGAAAGCACAAAAAACUGAUGGAGACAAUGAGAGGAAAGGGACUGUGCAAACUUCAAAUAAAGUUUCUGAAUGACAGUGAGGUUGAUUUACCAUGAGGACUCUUAGAGAACAUCCAAUACAUCAUAGCCACCUGUUAGUGUUUAAUUCUUCUCUACUCUUCUCAUUUCAUUUGGGAUGUGUUGGACUGCAAAUAACAGAAACCCCCAUUCAAAUGGCUUGGAAGAUAGGGAAAGCUAUAGCCCCACAUGAGAGGUUCAAGGAGGGCAGGGUCCUGUAGCCAGGUGUCACCAGAAAUCCAGGCUCCUUCCUCCCUCUGCACUGUCAUCUUGAGCAUUGGCUUGAUUCUUGGGCUGGUCACAUGAUGACUAGGUAUUCCCUGGGCUCACUUAGACUUGGUCACAACCAGAAGGAGGAGAUGAGCAGCCUUUUCUGUUUGUUUCACAGGUCUGAAGAGCCCCUUCUCAGAGGUUGUCCCAGCAAACCCUUCAUGUCCCCUCAGGUUGUAUUGGUCAGGAGGAAGUCACAUGGCCAUUUUCUCCAUUCACCAUGACCGUGUGAUGCCUUGACCUGUCUGAGUGAGCCUACUUCAGAGUGGAGAACUCAGUUCUGGGGCAUCCACAGCUCUGGAUAGGACAGUUCUGUGCUUAUCAGGGACAAAAUGUAGUAAUUCCUCCUAUAUUUUCAUCUUUUUAAGGAUUGAUAUUUAUAUUUAUGUCUGUGACUAUCAUUUCAAACUUAAGUACAUUUAUAAAGCCAGAACUUAAAAUUUGGAUGGUUCCAUGCUCUUUAAAUUUAUAUGUAAGUGGUUUUUAUAUUUUCACAUU
Molecule: messenger RNA, 3375 nt
Organism: Octodon degus (degu)
Lineage: Eukaryota; Metazoa; Chordata; Mammalia; Rodentia; Octodontidae
Gene: Hpse
Product: heparanase
Exons: 12
Coding region: 47-1633 (528 amino acids)
Cellular component (GO): extracellular matrix; membrane
Molecular function (GO): hydrolase activity, acting on glycosyl bonds
Source: RefSeq, a predicted model, not a curated record